Molecule: messenger RNA, 1188 nt
Organism: Amphimedon queenslandica
Lineage: Eukaryota; Metazoa; Porifera; Demospongiae; Haplosclerida; Niphatidae
Product: heparan sulfate glucosamine 3-O-sulfotransferase 2-like
Exons: 1
Coding region: 1-1188 (395 amino acids)
Molecular function (GO): sulfotransferase activity
Source: RefSeq, a predicted model, not a curated record
AUGUCUACCGUGUAUGUAAGAGAUAUUAACUCUAGGAUGGCUCGUAGAAGACUCUUUUUAAUCACUCUAAGCUUGUUUGCAGCAAUUAUGAUCAUCACUACUUUCACUUUUUAUCUACACGACGAUAAGUUAAAUUCUCAGUUUAAUGAUGAAGGGAGUUCCUUAAAGAAUGAAGGACCUUACAAGACACAUGGCACUGUUCUUCAAUAUGCUACAACGAAAGGCCACUUCACUGAUGAAACACUGACGCGAUACGGAGCCAAUUUAAAACUUAAUUUGAGACAUCGUUGUCCAGAAGGAUCACUCAUGAUGUCAGCUAAAGCUAAUUCAUAUCGUCACGGUAAAGGCAAGACCAGCAAGUGCCCUAAAGUAUUUAUCAUUGGCACAAAGAAAGGAGGGACCACUUCCCUUUAUCAGUAUCUAUCGAUGCACCCUGACUUUAGAGGCAUUGGCACGAAUAAUACUAAAUGGGUGGGAGAGACGUUUUAUUUUGCUCAGAGAUACGGUAAAAUCUCGCUUAACUCGUAUUUGAAUUUAUUUCCAAAGAAGAAGAUGAGUGGUGAUGCUAGUGUUGAUAAUCUGUUGCAUUGCAAAGCUCCUUUUAGGAUACUUAAAACUUGUGGAGGAAGAGACACAAAAGUAAUUAUAUUAUUACGUCACCCAGUCCAGCGGUAUGUGUCAAACUUUAUGAUGCGUGUGGUUGGUAGGGCAUACAAACUACAUUCAAAUUCCUCCUCGAUACACGAUCAACUGUUGCACGAUAUAAAAUUAUUAAACAAGCACCUUGGCGCUAGUGAUAAAGUUUAUCCUCAUCGUGCUUCGGAAUGGAACAAGUUACUCUGUUUAUUUGAGUGCUGUCAGAAUAUCCUGUACGAAGGUCUGUAUUAUGUUUUUGUAAUGAACUGGCUAUGCAACUUUCCCAAGGAAAAUAUUCUAAUUAUUAACAGUGAAGAGAUGUUUUGGAGACCUGCUUUCAUUUUAAAGCAAGUGCUGGAUUUCGUUGGAUUAAAACCACUGAGUACUGACUCCUUGUAUGAGAUUACAUCCCAUGUAUACAACAAAGGUGUAAAACCGUUUCUUCCACAGCAUCACAUGAGCUCUGAUGAUCAGGAACUGCUCUUAAGUUAUUAUUCGAUAUUUAAUGAUGCCAUUUUCGAUUUGCUUGACUGGAAAUUGAAUUGGUCAUAG